This is a messenger RNA of Myzus persicae (green peach aphid), 1901 nucleotides long. RefSeq names its product cathepsin B-like cysteine proteinase 4. The record is from RefSeq and is a predicted model, not a curated record. Gene Ontology annotation, molecular function: cysteine-type endopeptidase activity. Lineage: Eukaryota; Metazoa; Arthropoda; Insecta; Hemiptera; Aphididae. The coding region runs from base 297 to 1322 and encodes 341 amino acids. Gene Ontology annotation, cellular component: lysosome. The transcript is spliced from 6 exons. Gene Ontology annotation, biological process: regulation of catalytic activity.
AUAUCUUUAUUCGAUGUACCCGAUGAACGGGAUUAAAAUACUAAUAAUAUGAUGCACCUAUAUACAUUGCAGUACGCCUACUAAAUCAUAUUUUACACGAUGUAAAACAUUAAUCGCCCAACGUUCGUUCUACGUGUACAGACGGCGACUGUAAUAUUAUACGACGGACGACGGGUGACCAUACAUACCUAUUACAAUAACAGGUACCCACAAUAAUUAUUGUUGCUGGCACCGAAAAAUAAUUUCGAACGACAUUUUCUCCGGCUUGCUAGAAAACACAAACGACUGCCGGAACCAUGGGUGCUAGGGCGUUGAUUCCGUUGUCUGUGAUUUUACUCCUCGGCGUCUAUGUGACGGAACAAGCGUAUUUUCUGGAAGAAGAUUUCAUCGAAGGGAUCAACGAAAAAGCAAAGACGUGGACGGCUGGUAUUAACUUCGAUCCGAAAACACCGAUGGAAUACAUAGUAAAACUAUUGGGAUCGAAAGGAGUGCAAGCCCCACACAAACUCGACCUUAAAAUGUACAAAUCAGAUGACGAAGCUUACGCGAACCUGUUUGGCAGAAUUCCAAGGAGGUUUGAUGCGAGGAGAGAGUGGAGACGUUGUUUCACCAUCGGACAAGUCCGAGACCAAGGCAAUUGUGGGUCGUGUUGGGCUUUUGCUACGAGUUCAGCGUUUGCCGACCGGCUGUGUAUAGCUACGAACCAGGCAUUCAAUGAACUGUUAUCCGCAGAAGAGUUGACUUUCUGCUGCCAUUUGUGUGGUUUCGGAUGUCACGGAGGUUACCCGAUUAGAGCUUGGAACUACUUCAGACGACAUGGUCUCGUGACAGGAGGAGAUUAUAUGUCGGAAGAGGGUUGUGCACCUUACCGAAUCGCGCCUUGCAAUGACGAAUAUGGGAACAACACUUGCAGGGGUAAACCAAUGGAAAAAAAUCACAGAUGCACGAGAAUGUGUUACGGAGAUCAAGAAAUCGAUUAUGACGACGACCACAGAUUCACUAGAGACUAUUACUACCUAACGUAUGGAAUUAUCCAAAAAGAAGUUAUGACUUACGGACCGAUCGAAGCGUCAAUGGAUGUGUAUGACGAUUUUCCCAGUUACAAGUCGGGUGUUUAUGAGAAAUCCGAUAAUGCUACAUACUUGGGAGGACAUGCUGUGAAGUUAAUCGGUUGGGGUGAAGAAUACGGAGUGCCAUACUGGUUGAUAGUUAACUCUUGGGGCGAAAAUUGGGGAGACAACGGUCUUUUCAAAAUUCGACGCGGGACGAAUGAAUGUAAUAUUGAUAACUCGACGACUGCUGGUAUUCCAGUGGUUUACUAAGUAAAACGAAAACAAUUAAUUAAUGUAGUUUAUAGUUAAUGGUUUAAUACAACCGCAUUAAAUUUUUUAGUUUUAUUGAAAAUAUUUUAUUAUUUUUUUUGAUUGCUCACUGUCAAUUUUAAUCAUGACGUAGAUUUUAUUUAUUUUUACCGAUUACAUUUCAAUAUUUUUGUAAGAAGAAAAAUAUUUUUUUUUUUGUUAACUAUCAAAAAUACUCUUUUACACACUAGAUAGAUAUUUUAUCAAAUAAAUCCUAAAUAAUUUUAUACGAUCAAUAAUCAAACUGUUGAAGUUGAGUUCCUGCCCUUAAAAUAGACAUAGUUCGUGAGUUCGUGAAGAUGGCACACCCGGUCUCACUAUCGGUUAUUGUUAUUAUAUAUUUCAUAUCAAAAUAUCCAAUUCAAAUGCUUGAUGACACAUACGUAAGUAGCCUAAAAACACUUACCUACAUAAGUAGCGUGAACAGCUAUAAUAAUAUUUUAUUAUCACUGUAAACGACUAUUUUAGUCAUAUUAUGAUGUUAUGACUGUACAAAUAUGCUUGAAAAAUUGAAUAAUAAAUUUAUAAUUGUUUAUUUUA